CCGCAGCUGAGCAACCCGCGCCUUUGCCAGGACGUUCCCCGCAGCCCGGGGCGGGCUGAGGCGGGGACUGGGGACAUCCCCUCCCCUUCCCCACGCAGGUUCCGCCCCGCCGCCCGGCUCCGCCAUCGCGAGCUCCGGGCCAUUAACAAGAUCCCUGGGAUAUACUCUGAGCACGUAGCUUUCCAGAGAAGUCGCUUGGGAGCGCUCUAUUUUGGGCAUGUUCUCGGAGUUGAAGUUCCCUGUGCCCUGGGGCCACAUGGCAGCCAAGGCCUGGGGACCCUUGGAGGGACACCCCGUGCUGUGCUUGCAUGGCUGGCUGGACAAUGCCAACACCUUUGACAAGCUCAUUCCACUGCUCCCCAAAGAUUGCUAUUAUGUGGCAAUGGAUUUUUCUGGCCAUGGCUUGUCAUCCCACCGACCUGCAGGCUCUGCCUACCACCUUCUUGAUUAUGUGAGCGAUGUGUGCCGAGUGGCAGCAGCCUUGCAGUGGAGACGGUUCACCCUGAUGGGUCACAGUAUGGGUGGGGCUGUGGCAGGAAUGUUCUGUUUCCUUUAUCCUGAGAUGGUGGACAAGCUGAUCCUGCUGGAAAGUCUUGGCUUUCUUCUAGCUCCAGAGGACACUGAGGCAUGGCUGAAAUCAAAACGGGUGGUGAUUGACAGAUUACUGAGUCUAGAGGCAAAGCAGCAAGCUCCCAAAGCACGUAGCCCUGAGGCAGCAUUGCAGAGGCUCUUAGAAGCAAACAGACAUCUGACAGCAGAGGGUGGGGCGAUCCUACUGCAGCGAGGAGCAACCGAGACACCCGCUGGGCUGGUGUAUAAUAGAGACAUGAGAGUCCAUACGAAUCGAGAGUCCUUAACCGUGGAGCAGUGUGUGAAGCUCCUGCAGAAGAUUCAGGACCGCGUUCUCAUCAUUGUAGCACAAGAUGGACUCUUGAUACCGCACAAGCUAGACAGCAGAAAUCACUUUGUGAAAGCACUACGGAAGGCAUUUGAGUCUACCCUCAAAGAGCACAUCCAGAUAGCUGAGGUGCCUGGGAGUCAUUUUGUGCACCUGAACGAACCCAAGGCAGUGUCUGGGAUCAUCAGCAACUUCCUGAUGGUGCAGAAUGCCAGAGCCAGGCUCUAGAAGGGUCACUGCUGCAGCACUCUAGGAGACAAGGGAACUAAAAGGCAGGCUCUGAAGGAAUUGUCACCAUUCCUACCUCACCAUCCAACAUCAGUUUCAUGAUACCCUUCCCUAAGCUCAGCUUAUUGCAGGGUGGAAGCAGGUCUGCUGGAGUUUCCCUGGAGGAGAGCAGAACAUAAUGUCUCAGUUGUCAAAGGGAAAAGGAAUCAUUCUUCCAGCUCUGUUCAGUACAGGGAUAGAUGCCCAGAGUGACCUUCCCCUUGCUUAUUCCUAGCUUGCUCCCUGAAACAGAGCAGGAAUGACGCAUCCUCUGUGGGAGCAGCACCACCAGCUGUACCACUGCAAGAGGCAGGUGGCUCAUCUCACCUCCUCCCCGAGGAUGGUCUCCUUGUCAUGCUAUGUUGGUCUGCUCCCGACUGAAAAAAACAGCAGUGUUCUGCUUCUCUGUUUACUUCCUGAGCUCAGAGGGCCUCGGUGUCUCUGUUCCACUGUGACAGCUGCUGCUUGUUUAAAAGUCAGCUUUUAACAAAGAGCUCACCUGGGCUCAGAAGGCCAUUUUAAUGAACUCCUAGGGAAUGAGUCACUAAUCCUGUAGCUGAAGCAACUACAACUGCUA
Cuculus canorus (common cuckoo) is the source of this 1742-nucleotide messenger RNA. It is a transcript of the gene SERHL2, whose product is annotated as serine hydrolase like 2. Bases 218 to 1126 code for a protein of 302 amino acids. NCBI's taxonomy places the organism in Eukaryota, Metazoa, Chordata, Aves, Cuculiformes, Cuculidae. The record is from RefSeq and is a predicted model, not a curated record. The transcript has 12 exons.